AUGUCCGAGAAUGAAUUUUCGAAUGCAUCAAAGAGACUCAACGCCCUGCGAAACCAUCUCGGAAAUGGUGCGGAUGACAAAAAUUCAAUAGAAUGGCGAACCUUAUCGCCGAGUCAAAGCAUAGCGGUUCGCACGAAUCAAGAUAGAAAGUGGAAUGGUUAUGGAUACAGGGACACAUUUUUUAAAUUCAAUGAACGAGGAACCGCCUUCCUUUACGGUGACCGUUAUCUCAAUUUUAGCUCGAGAGAAUUCCAUGAACUUCGUCCUUGGCUUGAACAAACAUUGAGGAUAAACUUGAAAACCUUACACCCUGCACAACCAGUCAUAAUCGACAUACCCAGUCCUGAGGUAAACCAUAAGUUUUACGAUGUAAUAAAGCCCCAGGGAAUAUUGUUUUCCUUCUCAGAACAGGAUCGGCUGUCGCACGGACACGGUGUGAGCACUAAAGAAGUUCAUAAAUUGAGAUACGGAAAUUUGCCCAAGAUACCGGACGCCGUCAUUUGGCCAGAGAAUCAUGAACAAGUUAAACUUAUUAUCUUGGCGGCUCAAACGCAUAACGUCGGCUGCAUCCCGUACGGUGGAGGCUCCAAUGAUGUGAAUGCUCUAGAAUGCCCUAUUGAAGAUAAAAAACGAAUGAUGGUUUCUUUGGACUUGAGACAGAUGAACAGGAUUUUAUCGCUUAACGCAGUAGACAUGCGUGUUACUGUGGAAGCUGGCGCAGUGAUUCAAGAUUUAGAAAGAGAAUUACGGAAAUCGAGAUUUACUUUAGGAUGGGACACAGAAACGAUGGAAUUCGGCACAAUUGGUGGACUGGCGUCUUUGUGUUCGAGGGAUUUCGAAGACAGCAUCAUCGGCGUCAAGAUGGCUACCCCUGCAGGCACGAUACAAAGGAACGAAAUUCAUUCGUCGUCGAUAUCUUCGGGUCCAGACAUAAUCAACUUGCUGUUAGGAUCCGAAGGAACAUUAGGCAUCAUAACCGAAUUAACCUUUAAAUUACAUUUUAUCGCACCCUACCAUGACUCCAUCUCUUUAUACUUUCCAUCGUUCCCCGAUGGACUUUCAUUUCUCCGUGAGAUAGCGCAAAAAAGGAUUAUCAAUAAUCGUAGUAGGGUACGUUUUGUGGACGAGGAAGGGUUACAACUUGUCGAAGCAUUCAGUACCGCGGUACCUAAUGUAACAACUGUAUUCUGGGAUUACAUCAAAAGAUAUUAUUGGAAGAAGAUAAAAGGGUUAAAAGUAGGCAAAAUGUGCUUAGCUGCUUUAGCUCUCGACGGCGAAGAUGUUGCAGAGUUUGAAGUAUAUAAAAAGAGGAUUCUUGCGAUUGGUGAAAAAUAUGGGGGAGUGAUGACCGGGAAGGAAAUAGGUGAGAUGAUGUUUUUCUCGUCAAAGGGACUACCGUAUCUCCGGGACUUCCUUCUUGACUACUAUGCAAUAUCUGAUUAUAUUGACACAUCUGCAUCAUGGUCAAACAUCGAAAAUUUGAUUGAAAAGGUCAAGAAAACAAUCAUCACCACCUGUAAAGAUCAAGGAGUUAAGACGAGACCAUACGUUGGAAUUCGAGUUGACUAUAUAUAUGCUACAGGAGCAGGUUUGACGUUCAUCUAUGGGUUCAAUUGUCGAAAUCUCAACGACCCACUUGACACAUUGAGAUGCGUAGAACGAGCUGCAUUGGUCGAAAUAUUGAAAUCGAAUGGAUCAUUUUCACACCGUACAUCAGGUAUAGGUAAAAGAAAAUUGGAAUGCUUUAUAGAAUCUCUGUCGGAGCCUGCAAUGGAAGUUUUAAAAAACGCAAAAAGGUAA
Messenger RNA from Acaulospora morrowiae, 1800 nucleotides. Lineage: Eukaryota; Fungi; Glomeromycota; Glomeromycetes; Diversisporales; Acaulosporaceae. The record is from the annotation of a GenBank genome assembly.